Messenger RNA from Phalaenopsis equestris, 737 nucleotides. RefSeq lists its product as uncharacterized. Bases 47 to 373 code for a protein of 108 amino acids. Gene Ontology annotation, biological process: vacuolar proton-transporting V-type ATPase complex assembly. The record is from RefSeq and is a predicted model, not a curated record. Gene Ontology annotation, cellular component: endoplasmic reticulum membrane. The transcript has 3 exons. NCBI's taxonomy places the organism in Eukaryota, Viridiplantae, Streptophyta, Magnoliopsida, Asparagales, Orchidaceae.
CGUGGCUCAGUCCUCGAUCGCGACUCGGUACAGAUAACUAGGAACAAUGGCAGGAGUAAUGCAUAAGUUUUUGUUUGCUUCUAUUGCCAUGUGGAUUGCUCCAAUCGUAAUUCUAUAUGGGUUUAAUCACCAUUUAUUUCCUGGUUCGAGCGAGCUAUCUUCCUCCUCGAUAACUCUCGUAAGUGGGUUUCUUGCGGUCAUAUCGGUGAACGUUGUUAUUGUAAUAUAUAUAUUCUCGGCCAUGAAGGAGCCGGCAAAUCGGCUGCACGAGCCAGAUCCAUCAUUCUUAGCAGCUGCGAAAGCCAGUAUUAAUCAUCCCAUGUCUUCAGGAAGCAGCAGCGAAGAUGCUGUAAUUCGAGAGAAAACAGACUGAUCUACUUCUCAAAGUUCUGGCAGAAACUGCUGCUCGCUUUGAUGGUUGAUACCAGAGCUCUCCAAGAGGUCAUGUUGAUUUUGUUUCACAUUCUGACCAAAACCCUUUUUUUUAAUUAAUUUUUGCUUUCAAAAUUUGGAGCUUUCAAAAUGAAUUUCAUGUAUAUCCUUAUUAUUAUUAUUGGAGGAAAAGAUUAGGUUGUGGCCCUGCAGAAUAGUUUGAGGGCGUUCCUUUUUUAUCUUUGUUUGAAAUUUGCAUACACACCACAUAAUUCUUAUUUAUUUACAUAUUUAACACCAAAAGUUUGAUACUUACACCUGUAAUACAUUGGUGUUGUAAACCUGUGCAUGAAUAAGCAUUUCUC